Anopheles maculipalpis is the source of this 778-nucleotide messenger RNA. RefSeq lists its product as uncharacterized. The transcript has 5 exons. The coding region runs from base 14 to 778 and encodes 254 amino acids. Lineage: Eukaryota; Metazoa; Arthropoda; Insecta; Diptera; Culicidae. The record is from RefSeq and is a predicted model, not a curated record.
GUUCAAGGACACCAUGAAGUUGUUUGUAGUGUUCGGCGCACUUUGCGUCUGUGGCACAUUGGCGGCACCGCAGAAGGAGGUGGAAUUGCCCGCCUUCAUGGAGAUCUGCUACCGUGACAGUCCCGAGCUGGGCAACUGUAUCAAGAACAGCAUCCAGCGUAUGCUUCCGGAAAUGCAUACUGGUAUUGAAUCGCUCGGCUUCCCAUCGCUCGAUCCGUACGAGUCCAAGAGCACCUAUAUCGACUACAAGCGCAACCAAAUGUCGGCCUCGCUUCACGUAAAGAAUGCCAAAACGUACGGCAUGAGCAAGGCCCAGAUUCUGGACGUACGGGCGACGGCGUCCGACAAGUUCAUGAACCUGGCCGUCGAUGUGCGCUUCCCGGAGAUCGUUAUGGAUGGCUACUUCAAGGGUGAAGGACGCUUCAACAGCAUCAAGCUAGCUUCGAAGGGUUACUUCAACAACACGAUGACUGACGUUACUACCACCUGGAUGAUGUCGGGACACGUGAAGGAACGCGACGGUGAGGAGUACCUGGAAAUUGAAACAUUCGACAUGAGCCCCGAGGUGGCCAACAUGAAGAUCUACGCCACCGGUCUUUUCCCCGAUCCAGAAUUGAACCAAAUUGCUCUGGAAUUCGUGAACCAGUACUGGCCAAUGUUCUACAAGGAAAUGUUGCCCAGCACCCGGCAGGUAUGGGAACCGGUAAUGAUCGAGCUGGUAAACAAGAUCUUCCUGCGCGUUCCCUACCGACGACUGUUGCCCAAGCAGCAACAGUAG